AUCCCUCCCGACCAGCAGCGUCUGAUCUUUGCUGGAAAGCAGCUUGAAGACGGACGCACCCUCUCUGACUACAACAUCCAGAAGGAGUCCACCCUCCACCUGGUGCUGCGUCUGAGAGGCGGCAUGCAGAUCUUCGUGAAAACCCUCACCGGUAAGACCAUCACCCUGGAGGUGGAGCCCAGUGACACCAUUGAAAACGUGAAGGCCAAAAUCCAGGACAAAGAGGGCAUCCCUCCCGACCAGCAGCGUCUGAUCUUUGCUGGCAAGCAGCUUGAAGACGGACGCACCCUCUCUGACUACAACAUCCAGAAAGAAUCUACUCUGCACUUGGUCCUGCGUCUCCGUGGUGGUAUGCAGAUCUUCGUCAAGACCCUCACAGGCAAGACCAUCACCCUGGAGGUGGAGCCAAGCGACACCAUUGAGAACGUCAAGGCCAAAAUCCAGGACAAAGAGGGCAUCCCUCCCGACCAGCAGCGUC
Molecule: messenger RNA, 478 nt
Organism: Plectropomus leopardus (leopard coralgrouper)
Lineage: Eukaryota; Metazoa; Chordata; Actinopteri; Perciformes; Serranidae
Source: RefSeq, a predicted model, not a curated record